Molecule: messenger RNA, 2562 nt
Organism: Thlaspi arvense
Lineage: Eukaryota; Viridiplantae; Streptophyta; Magnoliopsida; Brassicales; Brassicaceae
Source: the annotation of a GenBank genome assembly
AUGAAUGCUGCGGCGGAUUCGUACUCUGGGAACGAGAGAGAUUUCAUGAAACAGACAAUGCUUGAACACGAGGCUGUAUUUAAGAACCAGGUGCAUGAGCUUCACCGUUUGUACAGAAUACAGAGGAAUUUGGUUGAUGAAGUAAAAGGAAAGAACUUGAAUGAAGAUAUGAAUUUGAGUGAUCAUACAUCCGAAAAUGCAAGUAGAAGGCAGCUCCCUGGGUUUCUCUUGGCAAACUCGACGUAUGGAGAAGGAAACAGCUCUCAAGCUUGUUGCGAUGGCCGUUUGCGAAAUGGGUUUAGCUCAAAGGGUGGGGACGAGGGUAAACCUGUGAAGGCUAGGAGAAAAAUGAUUGAUCUUCAACUCCCUGCCGAUGAGUAUCUUGAUACGGAUGAAACUGGUGAUACCGAUGAGGUUACAAUCUUCCCUCCAUACAGACGUUCAAUAUCUGGAAGAGGGGAUGCUUCUCAUCAGAGCAACUCUUCGGGAUCUUGCUUGGAUGUGAAGAACUCGAAUGGCUUAGCUGACUUGAAUGAGCCGCUCAAGUGGCAAGAGCCGGAACCGGUUGCUCUGUCCAGGGAUAUGUAUUCUCAUUAUGGAAGAAACAAUGCAGAUGUUCAAGGUCAUUGGUUGGAGAAAAAUAGAAGUCACAAUGGAUGGAUGGUUGAUGGAGGGCACGACAGAAGCAUUCAGAGAGACCAGCUGCAUUUACCUUCCCAUUCUGUACAAGCACUCUUUAACCAUGCAUAUCAACCUCAGAGCUAUCCUACAACUGAUCAUAGCAAAUUCUCCGAGGAAAGAGCAUAUCGUGAGCUCGAAGUUCGUUCAAAGAAUCCUCAAGUUUCUUAUGACACCUACGUGGAAUCGAGUGUGGCAUCUCAUGCUCCAAGGUUACACAAUGACUACCGCCCUGAAUUUGUUAGGCCAUGGAGCCAAUGGUCUUCUUCAUCAUGGGAGAACCCUGGGAGCAGCAGCUCACAUCAGAGAUCUUACCCAGUUCAAACGAAUCCCUUCUUGAAUUUUGUCACACAUGCAAGACCAGAUUCGAGUUUUGAGACGAGGAGCCAUGUCUCUAAUGGGAUCUAUCAAGGAUUCUCUUCAGGUUCGAAGGAGGCUGCCUUUCAUUUCCCAUCAGCCGGCUUUAACCCAAAUGCUUCUUUAAAUGAGGUAGCGAAGAACCAGAGUUUUGAGAGCCUUCAAGGGCCAAAAAAGGAAUCCUCAGCUGGGUUACCCUGGCUAAAACCUAAGCCCUCUUACAAAAGUGAAAUAUCCAAUGGCUUCUUAUUGGAUUUGAAUGCUUCGACAACUGACGCAGGGGACGGCCUGAAUUUUGUUUCUCCUCAGAAUGGUUUGAGAUCUGCUUCAUGCUCUAACAAUGCCAUCAUGGGAAGAGUUGAGAUGAUCAACCCACAGAGUAGUAGAAACAUCCCAAUCUUUGAGAAGCACUCUAUUUGCAAGGAGGAGCAAACGUCCCUGAGCUCUCAUUCAUUAAGCAUCGCUGAUCAACGCAAGGAAGUAAAUCACUUGGUUAGACAAGACCUCGAUAUCAACUUGCCAUGUGAUGCCUCGGUUUCUGUUGACCAGCAUGUUGAAAAGAAAGAAGGAAAGAAAGCUGCCAACUUCAGACGCUACAUUGAUCUGAAUUCAUGUGCUAGCGAGGAUGAUGAAGAUUCCGGCUUACAUUCCAGCCUGAGAGUGAAAGCAAAAAGAACUAUGUGGAUAGAUUUGGAAGCUCCCCCCACUCUCGAGAGUGAAGAAGAAAGAGAGAGCUCGCAGGAGAAAUCAAAUGAAGGAGCUUGGGGAUUGAUGAAAGAGCAAGAUGGAAUUUCUAUGGAUGAACACAUCAAGGCAGCAGCAGAAGCAAUAGUCGCCAUCUCAUUGGCUGAUCACCAACGCCUUCCCGAUGACGCAGCUUCCUCUUCAACUGAUGCGGCUGCGAAAAGCCCGCUCUCUUGGUUUGCGGAGAUAAUCACUUCUUGCGGUUAUGAGUUUGAAAGAAAGGUUGAUGAGAGUAGUUCUCCAGAAGCCACAGACUGUGAGGGUUACAGGGAAGAAUACUCUUCCGGGGAGAUUGAUUACCUUGAAGCAAGGACCCUGAACUUAGAGCCGACCAAGGAAGAAGACUACAUGCCAGAGCCUUUAGUCCCUGAGAAUCUGUUAUUCGAAGGGGCUGGUUCUAACAGGCCAAGAAGAGGACAAGCAAGAAGAGGAAGACCAAAGCGGGAUUUUCAGAGAGAUAUUCUCCCCGGACUUUCUUCUCUAUCGAGGCACGAAGUCACUGAAGAUAUUCAAAUGUUUGGUGGGCUUAUGAAAACCAGAGACUACACUUGCAACUCUGGAGUGGCUGCUCGAAGAAACUCGAAAAGGAAACGAAUGGUCACUAACAUAAACCAAGCUCAAGUUUGUCCGUCAAUGGCGGCGGCGCAGGCGAUGGAAGAGAGCGUGCCAGUGGUGGGACUUGAAGACAGUAAGCUAACAGGAUGGGGAAAAGCAACAAGAAGACCAAGGAGACAAAGGUGCCCUCCUUCAGGUAAUAAUCCCGCAACAGUGAUCUUUACAUGA